AUGUCAUCCUCAGCCCCUUCAUAUCUCGGAGAAAGUCUUGGUACCGAAAUAGUCACCAUCAACGUUGGCACAGGAUCCAAUCGCAAGCAGUUCAUCAUCCACAAGAAGCUGAUAUGUAGCAAGGUUGAUUUCUUCCAUAAGGCUUUCGUGGGUGGCUUCAAAGAGAAUCAAGGAUUAAUGGAUCUACCAGAGGAGAAGCCAGCAGUUUUCGGGAUGUUCGUCGACUGGCUCUACAGAUCUGAUUCGCAAGUCGGCGUAUACACAAGUCAAGAGCAGUAUAUUGGCUUAUUCAAGCUUUAUUUCUUCGCUGAGCGGUUUUGCAUCGACCAUCUUCAAAAUCGAGUCAUGGAUCGCAUACUUAUCACAAUGGCUGGUGUUUGGGAGAACGACUAUAAUGGGCUUUGGAUCACCAUUCCAUUUGCGGCUUUCAUUUUUGAUAAUACGACAAAGGAAGCACCACUCCGAGCCUAUUGCAUUCACGAGCUUGCAUUUCGACUCUGGGAUCCCGCAAACAAAUCAACAAUUCCAAGCUCGGAAGACUUGUCAACUAUCUGCACACAUUGGUCCCAUAAGGAAGAUUUAAUGAAAGGAUAUUUCGAGUUCCUUCGUUCCUCUCCACUUGAAGUCGAGCCGCUGUGGGGUUACCACUGGAUGAAUGUACCUGAUUAUUGCAGGUUUCAUCGUCAUGGAAAAGACGAGGCCUGUUAUCUGGUUGUCGAGGGUGAUACAUUCUUCGGCAGUUUGGACGAAAACUUGCAGUUUGAGGAUUGA
Molecule: messenger RNA, 771 nt
Organism: Cadophora gregata
Lineage: Eukaryota; Fungi; Ascomycota; Leotiomycetes; Helotiales; Ploettnerulaceae
Exons: 2
Coding region: 1-771 (256 amino acids)
Molecular function (GO): protein binding
Source: RefSeq, a predicted model, not a curated record